This is a messenger RNA of Microcebus murinus (gray mouse lemur), 2793 nucleotides long. The record is from RefSeq and is a predicted model, not a curated record. NCBI's taxonomy places the organism in Eukaryota, Metazoa, Chordata, Mammalia, Primates, Cheirogaleidae.
CGCCAGAGCGAUAGCGAAGAGGGGAGGCUUUGUCACACAGACUCCGGAGCCAUGAACAUAUUUGAUCGGAAGAUCAACUUUGAUGCCCUCUUAAAAUUUUCCCAUAUAACCCCCUCCACACAGCAGCACCUGAAGAAGGUCUAUGCAAGUUUUGCCCUAUGUAUGUUUGUGGCGGCCGCGGGAGCCUAUGUCCAUGUGGUCACUCAUUUCAUUCAGGCUGGCCUGCUGUCUGCCUUGGGCUCCUUGGUGUUGAUGGUUUGGCUGAUGGCAACACCUCACAGCCAUGAAACUGAGCAAAAAAGACUGGGACUUCUUGCUGGAUUUGCUUUCCUUACAGGAGUUGGCCUGGGCCCUGCCUUGGAGCUGUGCAUUGCCAUCAACCCCAGCAUCCUUCCCACUGCCUUCAUGGGCACUGCAAUGAUCUUCACCUGCUUCACCUUGAGUGCACUCUAUGCCAGGCGCCGUAGCUACCUCUUUCUGGGAGGUAUCUUGAUGUCAGCCAUGAGCCUAAUGCUCUUGUCUUCCCUGGGAAACCUUUUCUUUGGAUCCAUUUGGCUUUUCCAGGCAAACCUGUAUGUGGGGCUGGUGGUCAUGUGUGGCUUUGUCCUUUUUGAUACUCAACUCAUUAUUGAAAAGGCUGAAAAUGGAGAUAAGGAUUAUAUCUGGCACUGCAUUGAUCUCUUCUUAGAUUUUGUUACCCUCUUCAGAAAACUCAUGAUGAUCCUGGCUAUGAACGAGAAGGAUAAGAAGAAAGAGAAGAAAUGAAAUGACCACCCAGCCUUUCCCAGUUGACUUCCUCUCCUUCCACCCCUCAUUUCUUCUUUGCACACAUUACAGGUGGCGUGUUCUGUGAUAAUGAAAAGCAUCAGAAAAGCUUUUGUACUUUGUGGUUUUCUCUAUUUUGAAUUUUUUGAUCAAAAAACCGAUUAGCAGAAUAUAGUUUGGAGUUUGGCUUCCUCUUCCUGGGGUUCUUCUCACUCCCUUUUCUGUCAACCCCAUCUCCAUAGCCUCUUCCUCUGCUCAGGCAGCCAGUCUGCUGUGCUGAGGACCAGCAGAGAAUGCUAACUCCAUGAGCCGCUUGUCCACCAAGCUUCGCCCAGUGGACCUGGACUGUUUGGUAGAGCCACCUCGGCCCUUCCUUCCUCAGCAUUGUUUGGUUUGUGUGCAGUUCCUGUGGGACUGGGCAGUGUUUUCUCCAUGGAAAGAAGUUCUAGAAGAUCAGGCCUAUUAUAUUGUUAGCUCAGACUUAUUAUAUCUGAGCUAUCAACCCCUACAGAGAAAAUGCAGAGCCUCUUCUGGUGGAUGCUGUUUGAUGCCUCUGAGCUGCCCAAGCUGGUGUGACAAACACAGCUUUCUGCCUCUCCUUCACAAAGGAGUGUGGAUGUGUGUGUUCCCUUUUCUACCCCUUGCCUGACCCUCAGGGAAUCUGCCUGCUUUCCAUCCAUGGGGCAGGGAGAUUUCAGGACAAAGGGAAGGCUAAUUCUUGUCAGGCAUUUAGGAAAAGGCUGAUUAUAUAUGGCAAGGUACAGCAUAAGGUUCCCAAACUUCCCCUGGGUUGUUUUUUUUUUUUCUCUUUUUAAAUUGGUUUAUCACCUUCAUUACUGAGUGGCCUCCACCAGGUGGCUAUGAUUAAAGGUCCUAAAAGAGGAAGGAUAGGGAAGGGGAAUGGUUGAGCCUCUGGGACUAAUUGUAACUAGUCCUGCCAGAUAAACCUAGAUGAGGACCUGCUGGGGCAGAGGAAAGCAAAAUCUCUUCCAACCACGUGGUUCCUUGCUAAGAUCAACAGAACAGGCUGUGAAGACUUGGUAGGCAGUUUCUAACAGUCCUUUGGUGUGUCCUUCUGUCUGUCCUCACUUGGAUACUAAUAGGUAGUGUCAGGCCAGAGAUUUGGGGCAGUAAUUAAAUGUUCAUUUUACUAAUGCACUUUAGUUUUUGGUUUGUUCACCUGUUUCCAGAAAUCAGCUUUCUAUGUAGGAGCCAGGUGACCAAACCCGUAAGCACCCCAAUUCUCUGCAGCUUUGUAGUUUCAAGUGUGGGUGGGCUGCCCUUAUGUGGACCACCAGCUCUUUCCCUGUGGGUUGCCACGGUCAGCUGGCACUAAAGGGCAGAAUUGGGAGUGGUUGUGGCUCUGGGCUACUCACGGGGCUUCAGUGUAAGGGGACUGAGCCAUUGAAAGCUCAUUACCAGUAGGACACUGUUUUUGGCUCUCCUUGUUCACAACCAGUGCACAGUUUGACACAGCGGCUGCUGGUUCACAGCGCACCACGUUGCUUUGCCAUCCCAUGAAAUGCUUGUUCCCAUGCUGACUGCUUAUUCCUGGAGUGGCAUGCCACCGGGAUGGCCCGUUUCCAUGGAAGAUGCUGCCCUCUGACUUAGCUUCUGCCUCCAGCCUCUGGUGUGAAAAGUUACUAAAGGGACUUCCUUCCCAUUAAGGCUCCAUUAACAACUCUCCAUAAAUUUGGUGAUUCUCUGCCAGCCCUGAGAAUUUGAGCUGAAUUUCUUGAAGCCAAACUCCACCUCUUGUGCUUUUUUGCUUGGGAUAAAGGAAUUUUUCUUUAGAAACAGUGCCAAGAAUGACAAGAUAUAUAAAAAAACUACUUUUAAAGAAAAUGCCUAACAAGUUUUUAAUACAGUUAUCACUGAAAUUACCACUUUGUUUUCUAGUUCCUUGGUUUUCAGCUCAGGCUGCAUUCUCUAACUCAUACUGUGAAGACAAAGGUGUUUUUGAUUCAGAAAUAUAUGAAAUCUACAUAGUCUUAAUUUGUAAAAAAUAAAGAAAAUUCCUUAACCUUU